AUGGUCGCGAUGGGAGGAGGUCCUGAGCUCCCGUCUAGAAGUGGGUCGAAAGAGAAGGAGCUUGUGCUAUGCGCAUUACCAUGGCCUCAAGAGCUAUGUGAGCGCGGCAUGAAAGAGCUGAGAGAAGCUUUCGAUGAUGUGGAAGUAAAGUACUUUCAAGUCAAGUACGACGAUGGAAAGUCGGAGAUGGAUGCACCAGAAGAUCUUAUCAAGCGCACAACCUAUCUUGCAACACUCUCAUGGCUCCCGGAAUCAGCAUCGUCGAUCCCUUCUACCAAACUCAUCCAGUUCUUCUCCGCAGGCACAAACCAUGUUUCUAACCAUCCGAUUUACACUGACUCCAAGAUCCCGUUAUGCUCUGCAAAUGGUGUUCACGGUCCACAGAUUGCCGAAUGGGUGAUUAUGAUGAAUCUGGUGCACAGUCAUAGCUACACCAAGCUUUACGACAAUCAGAAAAAGAAGGUUUGGGACCAGAAGGUGGGAAACAGUGUUAGUGAUCGGGUAGGGAAGAGAGUGGGUGUGUUGGGUUACGGGAGUAUUGGUCGACAAGUUGCUCACGUAGCAAAAGCAAUGGGCAUGGACGUAAUAGCCUACACUGCUUCACCACGCAAGACCCCAGAGUCCAAGCACGACAACGGCUAUAUCGUUCCUGGAACCGGUGAUCCCGAUGGCAGUAUCCCCAGCGCAUGGUACAGCGGGACUAGCAAAGAAGACGUACACGAGUUUCUGAAACAGGAGAUUGACCUACUCGUCGUUUCUGUGCCGUUGACGAAAGCGACGACACAUCUCCUCUCCACUGAGGAAUUCGACCUCCUACACAAGUCCAACCCGAGAGGUACCUACGUCGCAAACAUCGCACGCGGGCAGAUCAUCGACUCGAAGGCUCUUAUUACCGCAUUGGAGAAGGAGCAUAUCAGUGGCGCAGCCCUUGAUGUUACGGAUCCUGAGCCUCUGCCUGAAGAUGAUCCGCUAUGGGAUGCACCAAACGUCUUGAUCACACCCCACUGUAGUGGAGCAUCAGACGCGUACGCCGACCGCGCGUUCCAGGUGCUGAUCGAGAACAUAAAGAGAGACCGAAGUAAGGGCAAGCUGAUCAACGAGGUGAACCGUGAGAGGGGGUACUGA
Molecule: messenger RNA, 1125 nt
Organism: Alternaria atra
Lineage: Eukaryota; Fungi; Ascomycota; Dothideomycetes; Pleosporales; Pleosporaceae
Exons: 4
Coding region: 1-1125 (374 amino acids)
Molecular function (GO): NAD binding
Source: RefSeq, a predicted model, not a curated record